CGCUGUUGUAAGAUGGCGCCCAGCGACAUUCUAGUAGUGUAGAGAAAAAAAUACCACAGCUAAUCGUCAGAGGAAAACCAAGAGAAAAUUAAGCACUGAGUAGCCAGUGAAAAUAUUAUUUGCGCUUCGCUUUGUGUUCGUCGGAAAAUCAGUGCUUCUGGGUGAUUCCAGGCUCGGCCCGUUAAAGAAAAGAGGUUCCUCCUCAGCAGAGGGCUCUGCAGCAAUGAACAACUCCUUGGAUGGCACAAGCUCCUAUGAGGAGCUGGUGAGACAAAAGGCUCGGAGCAUCCCUCAGCAUCGCAUGAAGGAGUUCCUGGAGUCCUUGGCCAGCAAAGGUCCAGACGCCCUGCAGGAGUUUAGCCAGCAAAGCGAAGACACGACAACAACCACUACCGCCAUGAUUUACCAACAAGAAGCCAACUGUAUCUAUACAGACAGCACAGAGGUGGCAGGAUCGCUGUUAGAACUGGCAUGUCCGGUUCAGGUGCAGGUCCAAUCACAGCAGCAGAUUCAGGAGUCCACAUCACAACAGCAGUCUGUGCUACAGAAUACAGAACAGCAAAUUGUACAGGUGCAAAUUCAAGGCCAUCAGCAAGGCCAGAUGCUAGGUCAGGUUCUCCAAGUGCCUGCUGGCUCCCAUCAGCAGCUGCAAGGGGUGACAACUGCACAGCUGAUUCAGCCUGGUGACCUCACAGAGGAACAGCAACAACAGCUUCAAGCCCAGUUGGUGGCUGCUGUUGCUGGAGGUCAGCAAAUCCAGAUCCAGACGGUGGAAGCCCUCUCACCAACUCAGCAACAGGACAGUGCAGAGAGAAGGGUAAUGGGGACCACAGUUGCCACAUCUCAAGGAGCAGGUGUCCUCCAGCCAGCCAAAAAGCGUAAGGUGGACAUGCCCAUCACCGUGUCUUAUGCCCUGCCUGGCCAGCAGGUAGCCACAGUCUUAGCUAUCCCUCAGGGCCAGGGGCAGCAGCAAAGUUAUGUGUCCCUGAGGCCAGACCUUCUAACUGUGGAUAGUUCCCACCUUUACAGCGCUACUGGUACGAUCACCAGUUCCACAGGUGAGACCUGGACCAUUCCUGUAUAUUCGGCACCUACUGGGUCUGGAGGCCGUGAGCAGGUCACACACAUUGCCAUUCCCCAGGAGGCUUAUGGGACAGUGCAGGUGGCAGGCACAAACACUACAACGACGACAAUGCCAGCGCAAGUUACUGUUGAAAAUGACAAGUUGAAAAACCCUGCAAGUCAAAGUCAGACAGCACAGGCUGUCUCCAGCAUAACGAGCUCUGGAGGAAUGGGCAGCCAGGAAGAAGUGGUGCACACUCUGGCCGCAAACACACUUUUCCCAGCCCAGCUAAUGAAUGGAAACAUCCACAUUCCCGUGGCUGUACAAGGCUACUCUAAUACUACUCAGUCACUUAUUUGGGACCCGCAGCAGCAGGUGCUGCACACACAGGGACUUUCAGGCCAGGAUGCACAGCAACUACAGGGUCAGACAGUGAUUGCAGAAGUGGAUGCUCAAGGUCAGCAGCAGGUGCAAGUGCAGGAGCUGCUAUUGCCAGCCACUCUGAAGCCAGAGGAGGGACUGGACGUGUGGCGGCUGUGGGCUCAGAGGAAAAACGCAGAGCUGGACAAAUCGGAGAAGAAUAAACUGGCUCCUAUAGGCCGCCGCCAGGUGCUUCGUUUCCAAGAAGACUUGGUGUCAUGUGCUGUCGCUGAGCUCUGCAUGGGUCUGUCUUUGAUGACAACAGAGGCCCGGGGACUGGAAGAAGAGACAUAUGAUGCCGAUGUUCUUUACUAUGUAUUUUUGUGCAUACAGAAAUAUCUGUUUGAUAAUGGUCGUGUUGACGACAUUUUCUCAGAUCAAUACUACAGUCGCUUUGCUCAGAGUCUGCACCAAAUCUUGGAGCCCUGGAGACCAUCUGUUCAUCCAUUAGGUUAUGUUAUUCCUAGUCACGUGACCGAGGAAAUGUUAUGGGAAUGUAAACAGCUGGGGGCUCAUUCUCCAUCAACACUGCUCACAACUCUCAUGUUUUUCAACGCCAAGUAUUUUCACCUGAAAACAGUGGAUCAGCAUCUAAAAGUGGCUUUUUCGAAGGUACUGAGACACACCAGGAAGAGUCCCAACAAUCCCAAAGACAAAAGCACCAGCAUCCGAUACCUAAAGACCUCAGAGAGGUUCACAGGACAGAAAGUGACGGACGACAUGUACUCGGAACAAGCGGAGGACCCAGAGAACCCUCUGCGAUGCCCCAUCAAGCUCUACGAUUUCUACCUCUUUAAAUGCCCUCAGAGUGCUAAAGGUCGCAAUGACACCUUCUACCUGACUCCUGAGCCCGUGGUGGCUCCAAACAGCCCCAUUUGGUACUCGACUCAACCAAUCCCAAAAGAGCAGUUGGACCAGAUGCUCGCCCGCAUUCUUGUAGUUCGUGAGAUCCAGGAAGCCAUUAGCAUGUCGGAGAGCGUGCAGUAGUUGGAAACGAGGAGCAUCAAAACGAAACGGACUGCUUGCACUCGGCCUUCGAUCACUCGUUACGAGUGGUUUUCUAUAUUCACCCCUCGUUAUUGGUUUGGGGUGGCGUGUGUAUAUAUUUAUAUUCAUUAUGACUGUACAUAUACAUACAGCUGAUGCAGGAAAGGAUUCUUCUUACUUGGGCGAUCACUCAGUUGUUUUUGUUUU
Nematolebias whitei (Rio pearlfish) is the source of this 2677-nucleotide messenger RNA. Its product is annotated as glutamine-rich protein 1. The record is from RefSeq and is a predicted model, not a curated record. NCBI's taxonomy places the organism in Eukaryota, Metazoa, Chordata, Actinopteri, Cyprinodontiformes, Rivulidae. The transcript is spliced from 12 exons. Bases 224 to 2470 code for a protein of 748 amino acids.